This is a messenger RNA of Sitophilus oryzae (rice weevil), 1807 nucleotides long. It is a transcript of the gene Rga, whose product is annotated as CCR4-NOT transcription complex subunit 2. Lineage: Eukaryota; Metazoa; Arthropoda; Insecta; Coleoptera; Curculionidae. Gene Ontology annotation, biological process: regulation of DNA-templated transcription; nuclear-transcribed mRNA poly(A) tail shortening; regulation of stem cell population maintenance. The record is from RefSeq and is a predicted model, not a curated record. Gene Ontology annotation, cellular component: P-body; CCR4-NOT core complex. The transcript has 7 exons. Bases 324 to 1487 code for a protein of 387 amino acids.
UGUUGACAGAUAUGUAAUAGUAAUGGCGGAAUUCAGAUGGACAAUAACAUUUAUUUACAGAGAAAUUGUUGCAAACAUCGUUUAACUGUUAAUUAUAUUAAUCCCGCAAAAAAAAACUUUAUAGGACCAACAACCGUCAACCUUUAGUGGCGCGCUACCGAUCUCUCAACCGAACCAUCUCCAGGUCGCAUUUACAUUUAGUCUACUUUUUAAUUAAUAUGUUUGUAUUUUUCAUCGCGAAAAAAAGUGCUAAAAACUGAUCUCCGGCGGCGGGCGGUCGUUAUGCGAAAAAGUGGCUGCUGGGCUGUAUUAAACAGAUAGCCAUGGCGAAUUUGAACUUUACAAGAAACAUAGGAGGUAACAGCCUCGGCAGAUCUAGUGUUAGUUUUCCCAGUAACUCUGUGUCGGGACAUGUUACUCCAGUUUUUGGUCAAAGACCACCGUCGGAAAGAAGGACCAUUCCUUCAAUGGGCAACUCGAACCAAAUGGGUAAUAUUAAUGCAUCGAUGAACAGUUUGGGCGGUUACAGUUCCUUUAAUUCUGUUUUUGGAUCGGGCGAUGCGAACACUCCCUCACUGUUAGACCUUAGUGAAUUUCCAUCGUUAACUAACCGAAAUUCGGGAGAUGUACCACAACCGAGUCCCAUGCCUGGUGCGAAACCCUAUGUUGGAAUGGUCAAGCAGCCGACGUCCGAGUCGAGCGAGUUCACCAUGUCGAACGAGGACUUCCCCGCGCUGCCCGGCACGCAGAACCGGAUGGAGGGCGCGUCGCCGGCCGGCAGCCAAUCGGACGAGAAGAGCGCGCAGGAGGGCGGAGUCGACGGACAGGCGCAGCAGACGGCGGCGCAGUCGGGCAACAUUUCUAUGGACAAGACUGGUAACAAGCAAACGGGUGGCAUCCGAUCGACGCCCGACGGCCGAGUGAGCAACAUCCCCGCCAACAUGGUAUCUGACCAGUUCGGGGUGGUGGGCCUGUUGGCGUUCAUCCGCGCCGCCGAAUCUGACCCCAACCUAGUCUCCCUAGCGCUGGGCCAGGACCUGACGGCGCUCGGGCUCAAUCUCAACUCGCCCGAGAACCUCUACCCCUCGUUCGGCGGCCCCUGGGCGGACCAUCCCUGCCGCCCGCAGGACGUCGACUUCCACGUGCCGCCGGAGUACCUCAUCAACCACGCGAUCAGGGAUAAACUUGCCGCCAUGAAGCUCAGCCGGUACAAAGAUGAUCUCCUUUUCUUUAUGUUUUACACUAGUGUAGGCGAUGUACUUCAAAUUGCGGCAGCUGCUGAACUGUACAGUCGGGAAUGGAGGUAUCAUAUGGAGGAGAAAGUAUGGAUAACGCAAGUACCCGGAAUGGUUCUUCUCGAAAAGACUCCAACGUACGAAAGGGGCACUUACUACUUCUUUGACGUCCAGAGUUGGAGAAAGGUCGCCAAAGAGUUUCACCUGGACUACAGCAAACUGGAGGGUCGGCCCGUCCUCAACAACACGUGAACAAACUCGUCUUGAUUCCAUGACCCGUCGGGCGCUAGGCGCGCGCCACCCAAUAUGAAUAAAUGAAAAGUGUAUACAUUAUAAUUGCAAGUUGUUAAUUUUAAGGUUAAUCUCGUGGGGAUCCGGCGCGAGAAUGGCGGGCGGCGCGGCAACGCCGCUCGCCAUUCGCCCACCGGCUAUCGAAUAAGUAUUAAUGUUUAAACAGGAAUGCGAGUGAAGCGAAGCAAAGAGAAUGCGGUUUAAAGUUGUCAAUCUAUACAGUUUUCAUUUUAUUUGUAUAUUAAUUUGUAUAUUAAUAAAUACUUACUGAAUUAUUUUAA